Molecule: messenger RNA, 1489 nt
Organism: Paramecium pentaurelia
Lineage: Eukaryota; Ciliophora; Oligohymenophorea; Peniculida; Parameciidae
Source: the annotation of a GenBank genome assembly
AUGUUUAGGAAAAUGUAAUCAAUAAAUGAGUUUUUUGAUCUUUAUGAAGCAUUACAUUAUGAAUUGAAAAUAAGAUGUGAAGAAACUUUAACAAUCAUAAGUUAAUUGAAUAAUCCCUCAAUUCUAGGAAAAAGCUAUGAAAUACCAAAUAUUAUAACUAAUGAUCAAAAACCAUCAAUCCAAGAGUAUAAUAUAAUUGAUACUCAAAUUUAUGAUUUAGUAUUGGAUAUAAAUAUGAGUUCUUCAUGGAAGGUAGUUGUUAAUCCAAUAUUUCAAGUUAUUGGUGAAUAACAAUGAACUUAAGGGAGCUAGAGUUGCAGUACUUGGUUUAUAUGACAAAGGUAAAACGCAUAUACUAAAUCAAUUAACAAAUUAAAAUCUACCCACAGGAUCUAAAAUAUCAACCAAAGGAAUUAGUUUUAAAUAAUGUAUAGUUGACAAAAAUAAUUCAUUUGUGUUGAUUGAUACAGCAGGUAGUUAUGCACCUGAGAAUCUGAGAAAUUUAAAAGAGAAAUAAUAGAUUGAAAAUGCUAUUCUAGAGAUAUCAUUUGAAUUAACAGACUACUUUAUUUGUGUUGUCAAUGAUUUUACAAGCAUUGAAGUUAGAUAUUUAGAUUAAUUAGCUCGUAAAUUAAGCACUUCUCUCAAAUAAUUUAAAGAAAUAAUUGUAAUCCACAAUCUUAAAGAUAUAACUAAUCCAAAUCUGAUACAACAUGUUUGGUAAGUAUAAAUUGAAAAAAUCUUAGAAGGAAAUAUAUAGAAAUCAACUGUCGAAGCAAUGAAUCCUUUCACAAAUCAAUUGGAAGAAAAGUCUGUUUUGUGGUUUAAUACAGAAACAAGUAGACAUAUAUGUAUUGUAAAUGAUAAUUCUGAUUUGGGUAAGAGUAUUAAUCCUUGGACUUAUAGUCUACUUAAAUAUUGGUUAAAAUUGGUUGUUGUACCUCAUUAAAAGAAAAUAUUAAAAUAUGAUGAUAUAGUAGAGGUUUGUGAAUUAAAAAUGUGUACACUCUUAAAAAAACAAAUAAAACUAACAAUUUAAGAUACUCAUUUACCAAAUGAAAAAAGAAUUGUCAAAUAAUAAGCUACCUCACCUAAAUUUACUUAAACUAUUUCUACUGCUAAAUUGAUAUCUACACCUCUUGAUAUUGAAAAUGAAGAAGGUGAAGAAUAUGAACCAUAAAUAGAUAUUAUUUAAGGAACUCAAUAUAUUGUACUAAUAGAUUUACCUGGUGUUUCACUAGAAGAAGUAGAAAUCUAUAGAUAGAAUGUCUCUACCAUAGUUCGAGGACAUAAAAAAAUCUCGAUGUAUACUAAUAAAGCUACAUAUAUUAAAUAAGAAAGAAAAUCUGGUCCAUUUGAUUUAAGAUUUAAGAUUCCUGAUGAAUAUGAUCCUAAAUGGAAAUAUUAUGGUAUGAAUAAUGGAGUACUUGGUAUUGUUUAUAAUCUUGAUUCAGAGGACUCGAUUUUACCAAAAAAGAAUUAAUUUUGA